Messenger RNA from Ilex paraguariensis (yerba mate), 885 nucleotides. The record is from the annotation of a GenBank genome assembly. Lineage: Eukaryota; Viridiplantae; Streptophyta; Magnoliopsida; Aquifoliales; Aquifoliaceae.
AUGAGUGAUUCGGAAUCGCCGGUGAUAUUGCCGAAACACGUCGCCUUCAAGGGCGCUAAUGGCAAAUAUCUCAGCGCCCAGUGGAUCGAGGGAUACCGAUAUUUGAAGUUCGUAUCCGAUGAUAUUGGAGAUGAAACGGUGGGAAACGAGAUUUUCCCUGUUGGCGAUGGAACAAUCCGCAUAAGGAGUAAUAUCUUCGGCAAAUUUUGGAGGCGCAGCCCUAAUUGGAUCUGGGCUGACUCAGAUGACACCUCCUGCAACGACUACGACACCUUGUUCAGGCCGAUCAAAGUCAACGACCGUGUGAUCGCUCUCUGCAACUUGGGUAAUGACCAUUUCUGCGUUAGUCUUACCACCGAGGGCAAGGUAGACUGUCUCAAUGCCGCUAAGUCCACGAUAACGAAUAUGGCACGCCUGGAGGUGGACGAGGUUGUUUUGUCAAGGGAGAUCACUAAUAUCCGCUAUCGCACCGGGGAAGCCAAGAUCUACAACGAGGGGUUCGUCAUGUUGAACAACUUCACUGCCACUAACAAAGGCCGAGAACCCAACACUAUAGAAAAAGAUAUCGAGUUUACGCAGAAGAGGAGCACAACUUGGAAGUCCAGCGUUUCAUUGAAGGCGGGCAUCAGCACCACAUUUAAGGCCAGUGUUCCACUUGUCGCAGAUGGAGAGAUCCAAUUUUCGGUUGUGGGUACCAUGACACACGAGUGGGGAGAUACCGUCGAAUUCGAGUAUAAAGAUGUGUACAAGCACACGGCUCCGGUGCCGCCAAGGACUACGGUUAAGCUUAGUCUGUUAGCGACAUUGGGUUGUUGCGAUGUUCCCUUCUCGUAUAAAGUUGUCAUGUCUGUUGUUUAUGUAACUAUAUAUUUCCAGUAUCGUUGA